AUGUCCCUCAUUUCCUUCCGACCCCGAGUCCCCGCUUACCCCCACGUCCGCCUCUUCCCAACGCGCUCCUCCCGCUCUUCUCUCCGAACCACCAUCGCCUCUCGUUUCCCCAAUUCUGUGAAUUUCGCCUCUCGGUAUCCUUUGCAUCUCCGCACCAUGUCUUCUGCUCCUGCGAAGAAGGAAUUCCUUUGCAUUCUCCCGGAUAAGCCCGGGACCAUGGCGAAGCGCAUUGAAGUCCGGCCGGCUCAUCUGGAGGGUGUCAAGCCUCAUGUUGCCUCUGGUGCUAUUGUGGCCGGGGGUGCAAUGCUCAACUCUCACCCCGCCGAGGGUGAAUCUCCCUCCUUCAAGGGCAGCAUGAUGAUGGCUGUGGCAGAGAACGAGGCCGAGGUGCGCGAGCUGCUCAGCAAGGAUAUCUACACGGUCUCUGGGGUGUGGGAUAUGAAGAAUGCGCAGAUCAUCCCGGGCGGUGUAUUGUCCUGCCGGCAAGUUGGGAUUCACCGCCUAGUAGAUCCGCGAAUUAAUCAAUCAUUUGCUCGACCGUUUCCCGAUGAAUCUACACCACCCCAAACAGCCAUGGCCCCCGAAUCGACUCCGCCCAAGGGCGGGGGUAUGAUGUCGCUAUAUGCCAACCUCCUUGAUCCCCCCGCCGACUCGCCUGGUACCAUCAGCCGCGCACCUGUCGUCUUCAAGCGGAGCUUCGAGGAUGACGCGCAACCCGACGAGUCCGCCGCGAAGAAGCAGCAGCUCAAUCCUGCUUCACUCCGAUUCCAGCCCACCAAACGACCACAGCUCGCGGCCCAGAAGCCGAAAGCAAAGCCCACGCUGCCCAAAGCCAUGCCACAGCCGGCUCCCGAUCAGACCUCAGCCCCCACUGCGGCGCCUGUGAAGAGUACCCUGGCAGACUGGGCAGCCACAGAAGAUGAUGAUUUCGAGUAUUACAUGGGCGAGAAGCGGCAGCGUGGCGGCAGGAAGAAGCGCAAGAAGAACCGCGAACCGCACGCUGUGCCUCAGAACUGGGAUGAUAUUUAUGACCCAUCUCGACCCAACAACUACGAGGAGUAUCGUCAUAGCGAUGAGAAGAUCCUUGAAGUUCGCGAAUGGAAGGACCGCCUGUAUGCGCAUCGCAUGAGACGCUCACUGAGCGGGGACUCAGAUAGCGAGGACUAUGACCGGCCCAUGAACCGUCAAUUCGCUCCCCCGAGUAGUUUCGCCCCGCCGCCCAACCUCAACAGUGUGCCGCCUCCCCCGGCUUCCGUGCCCGAUGAUGCGUCUGGAGAAGACGCAUUCGCUCGACGUAUGCGCAUGGGUCAAAACACAAAUAGCGACAUGGCUAGUCCCGAUUACACUCAACCACCCCCGCCUCCGCCACCUGAAGAGCCCCCUGCCCCGCUCCCUGACGAUAAUACUGGAGAUGAAGCAUAUAUGCGACGUCUACAGAGAACGAAUAAUCAGCCAACAGUAGAGACCGCACCACCGCCACCACCAUCACGUCCCCUUGAUUCCUUCCAACCAAGCUCUGCAACCAUCUUCCGCGCCCCUGUCCGCUACACCCUCCCACCACCCCCCGAAGAAAUCCCCGCUUCUGAAGCAGAACUCGAAGCAGUCCUCUCCCAGGAGCAGCCAACAGAGAACGAGCCAGACGAGGAUGCGCCGCGCUCCCUGCGUCCUGGUCAAAAGGGCUUCGCCGAGCGCCUCCUCUCAAAGUACGGCUGGACCAAGGGUUCCGGACUUGGUGCUUCUGGAGAGGGGAUUGUUAAACCACUGCAAGUCAAAGUUGAGAAGCAGAAGAAACGGCCUGAUUCUGAGGGUGGGGGGUUUGCAACACCCGCUGGACGGGGCAAGAUCAUUGGGGGCAAGAAGAAGGGCAGUGAUGAAGGCAAGUUUGGUCCCAUGAGCGAGGUGAUUAUCUUGCGGGGCAUGUUGGAUGGCAUGGAUUUGGAGACGGAGUUGAAUGCAGGCCAGGAUGGAGGCUUGAUGCAGGAGAUUGGGGAGGAGUGCUCUGAAAAGUAUGGGAGUGUGGAACGAGUCUUCAUAGCUCGCGAUAUCGCUCCUCCUGUCCCUGUCUUUGUUAAAUUCACUAGCCCAUUAUCUGCCUUGCGGGCUGUGAAUGCCCUCGAAGGCCGGAUUUUCAACGGAAACGCCAUCAGUGCUCGAUUUUUCGAACGCGAGAAAUUUGAGCAGGGCAUCUAUGUGGAUUGA
Penicillium alfredii is the source of this 2199-nucleotide messenger RNA. RefSeq lists its product as uncharacterized. The transcript is spliced from 8 exons. Gene Ontology annotation, biological process: mRNA cis splicing, via spliceosome. Gene Ontology annotation, molecular function: RNA binding. NCBI's taxonomy places the organism in Eukaryota, Fungi, Ascomycota, Eurotiomycetes, Eurotiales, Aspergillaceae. Gene Ontology annotation, cellular component: precatalytic spliceosome. The record is from RefSeq and is a predicted model, not a curated record. Bases 1 to 2199 code for a protein of 732 amino acids.